This is a messenger RNA of Branchiostoma belcheri (Belcher's lancelet), 6094 nucleotides long. RefSeq names its product OTU domain-containing protein 7B-like. The transcript is spliced from 10 exons. The record is from RefSeq and is a predicted model, not a curated record. Gene Ontology annotation, biological process: protein K48-linked deubiquitination; protein K11-linked deubiquitination; protein K63-linked deubiquitination. Gene Ontology annotation, molecular function: zinc ion binding; DNA binding; K63-linked polyubiquitin modification-dependent protein binding. The coding region runs from base 298 to 2907 and encodes 869 amino acids. NCBI's taxonomy places the organism in Eukaryota, Metazoa, Chordata, Leptocardii, Amphioxiformes, Branchiostomatidae. Gene Ontology annotation, cellular component: cytoplasm; nucleus.
ACAUGCGCAAUGGCAGGGCGAUGUUUUUCGCUACACUGACAAUCUCACGGGAAAACUGGAGCUCAUCAAGAAAUCGCAAAAUUCUUCCGUACUUUGGCUUCCAACCGGCGCAGCGACGGACAGACGACGCAAGACACUCUACAUGAUCGCGCCAUAGCCUUUUCCAGGCUGUCAGGUCGAAGAUCUGCCACAAGUUUGAUGGGUAUGAAGUGCAGUACUUCCUUCAGAGAACCAACGAUAAGAUAGACUGUAACGAUGCUUCGUUGAAGACGUGAGGAGGGCUGUACGAGGACCGCCAUGGACGCUGCGCUGUCGGAGUUUGUACAGUACACCGGGGCAGACCCUGGGCUGGCCAGGGACUUACUGGAAGGUAAGAACUGGGACCUGAACGCUGCCCUGAAUGACUUCAACGUUCUGUAUCGUGAAGCGGACAGUAGCCGCCCGCCGCCUGUCCCUAGGACCAGUAACGGGACGACCAUAGACAGCACGAUGGCAGCAGAAGUGCGAGCUGUCCAGAGGAGACCAGAGAGACCGCCAUUGGUCAGACAGGAGGAUCUGAAAGAUAAGAGGUUAUCCCGCGGUAUCUCCCAUGCCAGCGCGUCUCUCGUCUCCAUGGUGCGGACGGCGGUGGAGAAGGACGAGUCGGCGACCACUGAGGACAAGAUGCACUACUUCAUUGAGACGCCCGUCUACACGUUUGUGCUUCCAGACCUGACCGUUUACUCUGACGACUUCCGAGAAUUCCUGGAACGAGACUUGAUUGAGACUUCCACACUGGUGGCCUUGGAACAAGCAGGACAGUUGAACUGGUGGGCAGAAGUGUGUGCCUGUCAGAGACUCUUACCACUACAAACAUCAGGGGAUGGGAACUGUCUGCUGCACGCUGCCUCCCUGGGAAUGUGGGGUUUCCAUGACAGACUGCUGACCCUGCGGAAGGCUCUCUACAACACCCUGUCCUCCAGCGGAGCCAGAGGGGCUCUCAAGAGACGCUGGAGAUUCCACCAAACAGAGGAGAACAAGGAGGCUGGUCUGGUGUACUCUGAGGAGGAGUGGGAGAGGGAGUGGCAGGACCUGCUGAAGCUGGCCUCGGCAGAACCACGCCAUCGCCCAGGCUCCAUGGGAGGGGGCGGGGGAGGGUCUUCCACUAACUCACACUUAGAAACAGUAUCUGAAGAUGACACAGGGCUGUGUUACGAGAGUCUGGAGAGUUUCCACGUGUUCGUCCUGGCCCUGGUGCUGAGGCGACCCGUCAUCAUCGUGGCGGACACCGUUCUACGGGACGCUAACGGAGAAGCGCUGGCGCCCAUCCCCUUCGGCGGCAUCUACCUGCCGCUGGAGUGUAAACCGGACGAGUGCCACCGGUCACCGCUGGUCCUGACCUACGACCAGGCCCACUUUUCCGCUCUUGUUGCAAUGGAACAAAGUGAGGUGGAUGAACAACACAGACUCAUCACUGUGGUUCCCAUCACUGAUCACAACCACAAGCUACUCCCUGUUCACUUUGUCUCCGACCCCGGGCUAUCCUGGAUAUGGGAGAAGGACCCACAAGGACCUGAAAAAGUUGCAAAGUUGAAGUUGAACGAGGACCAGAAAUUAAAACUCCUUGAACAGUAUCUAAAUGUUGUUAAGGUGCCCUUGAAAGGAAAGACAAUUCCCGCGGACGUGUUGAACUCUGUAGAAAGUUCUUCCCAAACGUCGGAAGACGCACGCUCCAGCAGUGGUUCCUUUGACUCUGGGUCAGAACCGGACUCAACCAACUCAAACCACAGCGGAAAGGGAGGCAAGACAAAGGCUGCAAAACAGCUGAGCUCCGUAGCAACAAGGAUAGGUAGUUUUGGGAAAACAAUGGGCAACAAACUCAAGAAGAACCUGGGCAUGUACAAUGCCAAACACAAUGGAAAGGGUGGGGAAAAGCACGGGGGGAAACUGGAGAGAAAGGAGUCAAAAAAUGGAAAGGGGGACCUAAAGACUGAAAAAUCCCACGUGGUGCAGAAUGGACCGGUGGACGAGAGGGAUGGAAGCGUUAGCGUGAAUGGCACUCCGACGCACGCGGCUGCCAAGGAACAUCAACCCUUGGUGCGGGGGAAGGACUACAUCCUGGCUGCCAAGAUGAGCAUAGAGAAGCGACACAAGUACCAGCAGGAAAUGAUCGACAAUUACCUCUCGCUAGCACAGGAACGGUUCGCCGACCACUGCGAGAAGAAGCGUCGGGAGGAGGAGGAGAAGAAGAAACUGGCAGCACAGAUCAAACAUGAACAGGAGCUGAUGAUGAAGCCCAUGCCGUGUAUGACGGAGGGGUGCGCCCUGUACGGCACUGCUGCUACUAACUAUCUUUGCACGUCCUGCUUCGAGAGGCAGAAGCACAGCAUGGCCGUGGACUAUGCAUCGUGGAAGGUUAACGGGGCCAAGGGGCACGUGGUGUCGGCGGGUUACGCCACCCUUCCCACUCCCGGGAAACACAACACACAGUCGUACCGCAGCACCUACACCAUACAGGAGGACGGCGUCGUGCCCAGUAGGAAGUCUCCGCCCUCCCUCCCGCCCCCCCAGCUCCCAGCGCGGGCCAGUCCCAGCCUCGCGAGAGGCGGCGGCGGCCAGCGGAUAAGUUAUCCAUCGGCGGUCAACUCCAAGUACAUCCCACAGGAGGACGUGCCGCACCGAAGCGCCACGUAUCCCAACUGUUCUGACCCGCCCUCCUCCCACUCCAGCCCCUCCCACCUACCCAACUACCACCCCCCUCCCCCUUACCGUGCACCCAACGGUCCGUACAACAGUCAGCACAACUACUACACCUUACCAGGAAGGCCAAGCAGACAGACUACCACCUCACCGCACAGGUGGACAGAAAUCACCGCAUGUCCCCGGAGAACUCCUACAGUGACGACGAAGUCGCGGGGAGUUGGUUAAGAACGAAAACGCGGUCGCCCGUACGCUCCACGAGACUGCCUCCGGAGAGGGAAAAGAUCCCGUGUCGGAUGAAGUGCGGGUACGUUGGGCUAGAGGAACUGGAUUUCUACUGUAGCACUUGUUACAAAGACAGAGGUCGCAAACUUACAAAUGUCUAUAGUCCGCAUAAGUGAGCAGCUGGAGAAUUAACCUGUCAAUCAUGUCAGACAGCCAAUCAAGAAGCACGGUGGAGGACCAGCGGGAAGGCCCACCUGUACACCACAACUGUCAAGGAACCACAGAAUUGUGUUAAUUAGAAUGGCGAGGACUGAGUAGGUGAAAUGCCUUAAUUGAUUGAUUUCAUUGAAUGAUUUCAAAGGAAGCAGUCGCAUGUUGAAUCAAAGAUACCCGAUUGGUCUAGAAUAGCUGUCAGUCAAGAAGAGGGGAACAUCUCCGCAGAUUUUGAGUGUCUCAUUGACGAGAGAAGUGCAUGUCUAGACCAAGACGCACUGUGUGCUGAGAGCAUUGUACCAUAAUCCAUGAAGGUGUGUUGUGUGAUAUAAUCAUAUUUGUUGACGUGCAAGUUGUCUGGUUACAAAUGUAGGUGUGAUGUAUGUUGUCAACAGUAUAUAACAUUGUACAGUUAAACCCAAGACUUCUGUGUGCAAUGAGGCUACAUGGGUAUCUAUUGUACAUAGCUUUUUUUGUCCAGAUAUGCAUAUCUUGAAGCAAACGUGUUUAUCGCAAGACUUACAAACUGCAUGUACACAUGAAUAGAGAGAAUUUCCGUAGAUAAAAAUAUAGAGGGUGCAAGAGCAAUAGAUGAUUGUAUUCUGUAUGUAUGCAAUAAAUAAUGGAUUAUAUAAUUAUAAAAGAAUUAUUACUACUAGUCCAAUUUAUUUUGUUACCUUGAAGAGGCAAACAAUUUGAACAAUGCUUUGUGCAAAAUAUGAGUAGAAAAAGAUGGUUGAAAGUAUACAACUUAUUUUUGGCUGCUUGGAGCUCUCUUGUCAAUACUAGUAUAAGAGCAGUUAUACAGUUUAGUUACUGUAAAAACCACUGGGGCAAAUUACUUAUGAUACAAUGUACUGCUGUGAAGUAACACUGUUAGAUAUUACAAACUAUCUAGCAUAUCAAAUAUCUUUUUUUUUAAUGACAAUUAAUAGGUAAGUUGGUUUUGACCGGCCCAUGAAGAACACUUCUAUUUAGUCAAAUCUAGUCAAUCAAAGUCUAGCAUUCUCUUUGUAAAAGUCAUUGAAUGGGUAUCGAAACAGCAGGUUAGAUUAAUUAGUCACAUUUCAUUGAACGUUAUGUCCGACUGUGUUAAUUUUGGAUACAUCAUUUACUGGUGCUUCAUUCAAUAAUGUGCAUUAUGUUAUUUCAUGUAAGUUUGUGCUGUGCAUGUUGUAAGAACAAGUGUAGCCUGACUUGUACUAGGGUAUAGUAGUACAUAUAUUCCUCAGGUGGUAUGUGUAUGUGUAGCAUCGAAUACCAAUAACUUGCCAUGUAGAUAAUGUGUUAUGUUUUUUUUGUUCUUUGUCUGUUAGGCCAUACCAAUUUAGUUAGUUGGGUCUCGGAUUCGCCCGCUUCGUCUUUUCUAAUUUGCCAACAACAACAACAAAAAAAAAAGAUUCAGGUUCUGAAUUAACUUGUCUUCCUCGUUAUAAUAAUGCACUGAUUUGAUAAAAAGUUUAAAAUUCAUUGUUUUGAAUCAUAUAAACCAACCUGGUAUGUUGACAUCAUGGCUCCUAUUGCAGCUUUCAUUUGGAGUUAGUUAUCAGAGGAUGCCUAGCUAAGUCUGUUGUGUUCUUUUUGCCCUGUAGCUUAAUAUUUUUUUUUUUUCAGAAGAUAUCCGAGAACCAAAUAAAAUUGGUGUGGCCUUACUGUACCAAUGCAAUCUGAUGAGAUCAGUGACCAACCCUAUUACUGUAUGAGUAGGUUUAUUGGACGCUACAAACCUAGCUAUGUAGGUAACACAGAAGAGGGCUAGCUAGUAACGUUACUUGUAUUUUGGACACAAGUGUGUUUUUUGCAAGCUCAAAACGAAUGCGUAAUUUUCAUCAACCAAAGGUGUUUUACUUUGGGUUAGCAUGAAUUCCUUUGAAGGAAAAGUGAAAUUGCCUACUUCUUCUUUAUCAGAUAGGUUAUGAAAAGAAAAUUUAUCAUAUAGCAGGCAGAUAUCUCAGCCGUUAUGUACUUGUUACAUAAUGCUUCAGAUGUGAUUGUGAGUGCAUGUUAUAGAGAUUUGAUAGAUAUGACAGACAAUCAUUCCCUAAAACUGCUUCAUGUUGUUGAACAGUUACGAUGACCACAAAAAAUAUUGAUUUACAUUCUUCUCUGACAUCACAGAUAGAAAUUGAACUUAAAGAGCAACUUGAAAGCGGAGACCUAAGAAGUAAUGUCUAUGCAUAUUAUACUAGCAGCGAAAUGUACUGCAACUGUGCAAGCUUUACUGACAUUUUAGGAACAUUUUAUAGGAACUGCAUACCAUAUGACAAUACCGUCUGUUGACAUUUAAACUUUUUGCUCAUUUUCUGGAACUUGUAUGUGAGAACAUGUUGAUACUAAUAUUCAAUUUACAAGUUUCCAUGUAACAAGUCCUUUUUCUAGAUAGAAGAAAUUGAAUGCAUCUGUCAGAAUCAGGUUCAGAUACCAUUGCUAGCAGGUUGGAAUCCUUUGCUGUAGCAGGGAGUUAACAAAGAGGGUAUGAAUUCUGAGGAAUUCUGACUUUUUUUCUUACAUGUGUAGCUAGAUGGACUUUUGUAUUAUUUCCCCCCAUCUCCACACGUGUGCAUAAUUUUGGUAUGACUUUGUAUAUUUCUUUUUCUGUUGAGGCAACAUUGUUUUGAACAGCUGCAAAAUUAGUGUAAACUGACGCUUGUGUACAGUUAUGUCAAGAUCUGUAACAUGGACUGACAUGUUCUGAAUGUGGCCAGUAUUAUUGCCACUAUUUUCUGCAUUGAACAAUGCUUGAUUCAAAACUGUGAAAAGUGAAGAGUAGCUGCAUUGGAUAAGGAGAUGUUGACAACUUUCAUCAUUAACUUUGAUGCGUUAGAUAAAUGUAGACUAUACUGAUGUGAUGUCCAGUCAUUCUCAUCAGCAUUUGCUUUGUAAGUGUUUAAAGAGGUUACAACUUGGUACCCAAACACAACAGAAACAGUUUUGUACUGGUUCAGUUACUAUCACCAAUAAAGAAAAUAUGUAGUAA